AUGCCUGUCCUCGGUCAUGCUGACGGUCUCUGUCACUACUAUAUCCACCCGGAUGCCGAGCCCGAGAUGGCUGCAAGCGUUAUCGUGGACUCGAAGACGGAUUACCCUGCAGCUUGCAACUCUCUCGAAUCUCUGCUGGUUAACGAAGACGCACUGAAAACCAUUUUACCUGGCGUGGCAUCAGCUCUGCUUGCCAAGGGCGUAUCAUUGCGUUGCGAUCCCACCUCAAAGGCCGCACUUUCAGAGACAUUGGACAAGCAUGAAGCAGCCAUGCUGCAAGAUGCUGGCGAAUCAGACUUUGACACAGAGUUCCUCGACUUGAUCCUCGCCAUCAAGACUAUCCCCAGAACCGAGGACCCGCUAGAGGCCGUCGAUGCCGCAGUCGAGCACAUCAACAUGCACGGCUCGCACCACACAGAUGCCAUCCUCACAUCCUCAGAACAGACCGCCGAUCGCUUCUGCAACGGCGUUGACAGUGCAUGCAAGUUCUGGAACUGCAGUACAAGAAUGUCAGAUGGUAUGCGUUUCGGCUUUGGCACUGAGGUCGGUAUCAGCACGAACAAAGUACACGCCAGAGGACCUGUUGGUUUGGAAGGCCUUUGCAUUCAUGAGUACAGAAUCAAGGGAUCUGGACAGGGUGCUGCGAUGUAUGGAGCAGGCGGUAGUAGACAGUGGAAGCACAAGAAGUUGCCGCUUUGA
Molecule: messenger RNA, 699 nt
Organism: Aureobasidium vineae
Lineage: Eukaryota; Fungi; Ascomycota; Dothideomycetes; Dothideales; Saccotheciaceae
Source: the annotation of a GenBank genome assembly